GUGAAAGAUUCUGCCGGUGACUGAGAUGUUGAUCAUAUUACUGGAUGUGGAUCGUUUGAUACUGCAAGUCCCCUCGCGACCGAUCACUAAUGCGAUCAACAGCAACAAACUCCUUAUAAGUAAUGGAACAGGUGGAACAGGAAAAUCUCGGAAACGCACACUGUGGACCUAUCGGUGAAACGACGACGC
Molecule: messenger RNA, 189 nt
Organism: Amoebophrya sp. A120
Lineage: Eukaryota; Dinophyceae; Syndiniales; Amoebophryaceae
Source: the annotation of a GenBank genome assembly